Seriola dumerili (greater amberjack) is the source of this 2885-nucleotide messenger RNA. RefSeq names its product inositol hexakisphosphate kinase 2-like (gene ip6k2b). Gene Ontology annotation, cellular component: nucleus; cytoplasm. Gene Ontology annotation, biological process: phosphatidylinositol phosphate biosynthetic process; inositol phosphate biosynthetic process. Gene Ontology annotation, molecular function: inositol hexakisphosphate kinase activity. The transcript is spliced from 5 exons. The record is from RefSeq and is a predicted model, not a curated record. Bases 353 to 1765 code for a protein of 470 amino acids. NCBI's taxonomy places the organism in Eukaryota, Metazoa, Chordata, Actinopteri, Carangiformes, Carangidae.
GUCACAACGGACGACACAGGCGUUGCCUGAAAACGUUUUAAGCAGUUUUUAUGGCUACAUAAGUAGCCUUUUAUUACGUGUACAAACAAGGAGAAUAUCCAGCCCGGUGGAGGAGUUUUGUUAUUUGUCCCACGACAAGGAUAAGAAAGGGAAUAAGGGAUUUUGUCUCGGGCUCUGUCCUUCCUGUUCAGCCCUUUGUUUUUCAGUGUUUCGCUCGAGCAGGCGACCAGCAGCGCCCCCGUGCGAACCAGCAGAAGAGAGUCCGAGGAUAGGGAGCCAGACGAGCGGCCGAGUUUCUUGCCUCCCGUGCGACGUGGGUCCCCCCAGCUCAGCUGUCCGAUGCGGAGUGAGGAUGAGUCCCGCUCUAGAAGCCCUCAUGCAGGCGGACGGGACUCCUUAUCCCGGAAAAGGGGUGAUGCUUGAGCCCUUCGUGCACCAGGUGGGAGGCCACUCCUGUGUGCUACGAUUUGGGGAACAAACAAUCUGCAAGCCCCUUAUUCCCCGGGAGCACCAGUUCUACAAGAGCCUCCCCCCAGAAAUGAGGAAGUUCACGCCUCAGUAUAAAGGUGUGGUGUCAGUCAGUUUUGAGGAGGAUGAGGAAGGGAACCUGUGCCUCAUUGCCUACCCCCUCCACAGUGAAUCAGGAGACCUGGAAAACAAAGAUCCCUCAGCAGACUGCGAGCCUAAGACCAAGAUGCUGAAGUGGAGCAACAAGAAACAGUCCACUUUGCUUCUGGAGAACGACAACUACAGCAAAGAAAGAGCUCGACACAGUCGUAAGGAAGACAAGAUCAUGAGUUAUAAUCGUGAUGAGGUGGUGGUGCAGCAGCAGCAGCAGGCGGAGGUGCUCUACUUCAGCCUGGAGAAAGGCAACGUGGUGCCACAGAUCAAACACAACCCCUGGAGUCUCAAAUGUCACCAGCAGCACUUACAGAGGAUGAAGGAGAAUGCAAAACACCGUAACCAAUACAAAUUUAUUCUUUUGGAGAACCUGACGUGGCGCUACACAGUACCAUGUGUCUUAGACUUGAAGAUGGGAACUCGCCAACAUGGGGAUGAUGCAUCAGAGGAGAAGAAAGCCAAUCAGAUCCGCAAGUGUCAACAGAGCACAUCUGCCUCUAUUGGAGUGCGACUUUGUGGCAUGCAGGUAUACCAGUCAGACUCAGGCCAGCUGAUGUUCAUGAAUAAAUACCAUGGUCGUAAGCUGACCCUCGCAGGUUUCAAAGAGGCCCUCUACCAGUUCUUCCACAAUGGGCGUCGCCUGCGUCGAGAGCUGUUGUCCCCGGUGCUACGCAGACUCCGCGAAAUGCAAGCUGCCCUGGAAGCCUGCGAGUCCUACCGCUUCUACUCUAGCUCGCUGCUCAUCAUCUAUGACGGAGACCCCCCCAGGACUCCCACUAGACCAAGACACCGUGGUGGGGAGGAAGGUGAUGAGGAUGAGCCAUCAGAUGAAGAGGAGGAGGAAGAGGAAGAUGAGGAGGAGGAAGAGGAGGGGGCUUUUGGUUUCCCUCGUUCCUCCUCAGCAGGUGGCAGCAGCAGUGUGGCUGCAGCGAGCAGUAACAGUGGCAGUAGUCGCCCCUCCCACGGCUCAGGAGAGGCCAGCAGCCCGGUGGUGGACGUGCGCAUGAUUGACUUUGCUCACACCACCUGUCGGCACUAUGGAGAAGACAGUGUAGUGCAUGAAGGCCAGGACAGUGGCUUCAUCUUCGGCCUCCAGAACCUGAUUACUAUCAUUUCCCAGCUGGAGGAUCACAGUACUGACUGAAGCUGCAGUGGAGUCUGAAUGGUCUGAAUUUCUAGCCUGGGAAAAGGCUCGCUGAGCUGAAACCCCUGCUACUCCAAGGUGCAUCGUCCUUAUGCCUACAUGGGGGUCUGACCCUCCUCUGCUUGGAGGGAACCUCAGACACCUCAGGGUCAGGGGAGAGUCUGUGUGGUCGUUGUGCACUCUCCCUCACUUGCCAGAGGACAGGGCUGCCUGUGCCCUUACUUGCACUUUUCUCUUUCUGAGACUGCUCCUUUUCUUUGUUAUUCGUGGUAGGAGAAAUGUUGUUCAAGACAGAGGUCUCUUAACAAACACCAGGACUCCUGUAGCAUCCUAGGACUCUCCUCCUCUGGUACAGACAAGUUUCUUUAUUGUUAAAUUCUCUCUGAGAGAGAGAGAGCGAGGCAGAGAUAAGUGAAGCUCAAGUGUAGUUCUAGGAGCCUGACGUGGUGCUUUACCUGUGUUAUGACAUAUGUGUUUUUUUUUUGGAUGAAGUUUGGACUACCAGUCCCUAACAGCACAGCACAUUAUUAGUGGGGAAGAUGACUAUACAAGCUGACCAUGGCUGGCUAGGUCAGCAGCCUUGUAGCAAUUGACAACUUAAGCUUCUGAUAAGGACAUUUUGUGUUUAUAUUGGUGUCUUUUAAGACCCUCUUAACAAACAAGGUUUGUGUGUCCACCGGGCACUUGGAUUUACACGUUUUGGUGGAAGAACAAGAUUAUUUAGGUCUAGAAGAAGGGAUUUGCCUUUUUUCAACAGUUGUUCUCCCCUGUCCCUUUUGCCUAUAAACACAAGACAUUUUGAAAAGGGGAUUGCAAAGGGGAUAUUAUCCUUGUUUUGUCACUGUCUUUGUUUUCAUCUGAUUUUUCCUCUUCAUUCCCGAAACUUUGACUAAACAAAGAGAAUAUAUUGAUUAAAAACACUAGUUAUAAAGACUAUAUAGAGACUAUUUAUUUGAAAGGAUUGUUUAAAAAUACAAAAAAACAGUGGAAACAAGUACAUUCCAUAUUACCACUAUAAAUGUUCUGAUACCGACUUUGAUUUAUUUUGUUAUUGCAAGAGCGGAUACCUCUCUUGUAUACCUGUGUGUUAACAGUGUCUUGGUUAAUAAAGGCAUUCAUU